This is a messenger RNA of Bursaphelenchus xylophilus (pine wood nematode), 8113 nucleotides long. Lineage: Eukaryota; Metazoa; Nematoda; Chromadorea; Rhabditida; Aphelenchoididae. The record is from the annotation of a GenBank genome assembly.
AUGGCCAUAUUCAAUGUCCUCGGGAAAUGCGCCAAUAUUAUGAUAAUCUACCUCAUCGCACUUCAAGGUAAGUGCUCUUUUUUAUUCCCGAUUUUGUUCGAAUUAUCACCAAUUGCUUAUUACUAUACGAUUCUCUUCGACUUAGUCAAUUAAGCUUCUGUUUUCAUUUUAUUUCACUUUACUCUCAAUUGGUUACAAUCUGGCGCGUCAAAAAGUUGAACAAACAUUUAAACAAGCGACUUCUUUCUAUUUACUUACUUUUACUUUUGUACUGGUUCAGUCACGUGUCAUUUGACACGGGUUUGAUCGGGUGAAAAAAGGGGAAUCAGAUUCUCACGGAGAGAUUUUGAGUUUGUCAAGAGCUUUUUUUACUGCUUUUUUUAGAUCUUGGAGUCUUGGUAUUUGAUGUAAAAUUCGUAGUUAAUGAGUUUCCGGGCACUUUUGUUGGCUUACAAGACCUUGUAUGUUUAAAAACAGAAUUUUUUCUGAUCGGAAAAUGCCAAAAAUUGAUGCUUUAGGGCUUUCCGGGAUGAAAAUUUUAUUUUUAAUUUUGCCAGUGAGAUUUGGACUAUCCUCUCAAAAAAAUUUCAAAAUUUUCGACACUGAAGCCGAGAAGUAAUGAGAGGACCCCGCCUUUCGUCUCGCCGACUCUCCUCAUUUUGCGUACUCUCUCAAAUAUCAGACCGCUGAAUACCUCGACAACAUGUAAAGAAAAUUCAGGCUCCUAUAAGAAGAAAUCUAAAUUUAUCGUGCGAAAUGAAUAUCUCUCUGUCGCUGAAAACAAAGCUGACGCUUUCAAGGACUGAUUUAUGUCUAAUUUUAAGUAAAACUCUAUGCAAAAUUUUAGGCAAAUCUGAAUCUGCAAAAAAUUUUUUUGUGCUUUUGCAGCAACUUUCAGCAUGAUAGGCAAAGGUUGUUUUAAAAAAUGGGCAAGAUGCUGCGCUCGAAUCUUAUUCAAAUCCUCUUUUAAAUUUUGUAAAGCACGAGCCAAGACUCCCACCUUCCUAGAACAUUGUAAAUAACAUCAUGGCGUCAUAACUGAUGCGAUGAUUCAUCAAAUUUCGAGCGUCGCACAUCGACAGUUUCCGUGUUACAAGACGGGAAAUUUCUUCUAUUUAUGUACAAUUUACCCAUUCCUCUAGAUUCAAAGAUUACACCUAUUAGACCAAUAAAAACUUUCCAAUUCCACAUCUACUGCAAAUUAAUUAAAGUCCCGUCUGCCAUCCAACCCAUAUCCUUAUCGUCCUGCUCGACAAUGAAAUAGUAAUUCCUCGCCCGCGUAUAUCAUUCUGCACAUACGAAAGAGGCCAUUAUGAAUAAUCAGUCAGUUUCGUUUCCUUUUCCCAUUCAUGUCUCAAGACUGGGUUUAUACAGCCAGUGAUUGGGACAUGUCGGGCCGACUCUUCUUGAGCAUUGGAAUCUCGAUCCUGGUGUUUUUCUGCUUCAUGAUGGUACUUCAGACUAUAGGUAAUCGGGGCCAUAAUAUUGUUGGAAGUAAGCAAAGAAAUCGAUAAUUUUUUUGGCAUUGCUGAAGUUGUCCACGUAUUAUAAUAAAAAGAUAGGCAAGGUGUCGUAAAAAUCGGGACUUCUCACUUUGCCGGUAUAUACCUGGUAUAUACCCCACUUAAAAAUAGUAUCAGUUUGUCGGGAAAAUAACGGCGGGAAUCGCUCAUCAUCGCUUUGCGACGGCAAGCCGCGGCUGGGGUUUUGCGACGAGGCGAGACAUUUUGCUGCUACCACCCGCCGUUAUUUUCCAGACAUAUUGAUAAUAGGGUGGUUGCUCUCAAAUCUCGGAGAGGUGCUACAAAUAAGCCACAAACUUCGCUUGCAAAAAAAUAUUUUUUUACAGAAAAAUGUACCAAAUUUUUGACCCGAAAAUAGAGACGUAAAUAAUGUUCUCCUACCACCCAGGAUAUAAAACAAUGAAAGUCCUUUGUGGACAAUUCAGAUCUGCUCAAAAUGUAGCGGCUUUGGGCAAGCCACAAAUCAAUCCAUCAGAGUUUUAGCUCUCAUAUUUCAGCGGCAGCCCAGAUUUUCGAACGGCUUCUUUUUAUUGAUUCACUAUCAGAGCACACGAAACGCGGAGAGUCGAUCAGACGAACGGCAAUUUUCGCCCAUAUACAGGGAUCCAGUGGCAAAGAACGUACCAUUUUGCAUCCAGGAAGUAUAAAAAAUGCGGCAAAAUACCUCCCCCUCCAAGUGAAAAAUACUCCGUUUUAGAGGUUCUAAAAACCCCCGUAAGAGCGAGCCGCUUUUGAAAUUGGAGAGGGAGGUAUUUUGCUACAUUUUUUAUACUUCCCGGAUCCAAAAUGGUACAUUUUUCGCCACUGGAUCAGGUCCGCCACUGUACCUUUCUCAUCCGCUAGAAAAAUUACAAUUUCAAUACGUUUUUGUCCUCCUAUUACUUUCACAAUUAUAAAAACCGAAAAAAGCGGACAUAAUUUCAAUUUAAAGUUUUUUCACAAUUUUAUUUAUUAUUUGGAAUUUGCACUUUGCUUACGAAUUAUUUUACACUGUUUUCCCGACAACUUUUUGAUCUUUGAUCCCUUCCAGACUCUUCCAAAACACGAAGAUUUAUUAAACCUUUUUGUAACUUGCUCCCUCCAACUCCAUUUCCUGAGCCUUGUAGUUCAAUUUCAUGGUUGUAUAAUUGCGCGCGCAUUAAAACGCAUCCGUUUUUUACUCCACGUCUGACCUCGCAGCGCACUUGAAAUUGAUCAGGAAAUUCUAUGUAAAGGAGUUCAAAUUCUCUAAAUUUUUGCGGGUCUUCAGACGAAAAAUAUUCAUAAAAUUACUUUUGCUUUUUUGCGCAAUACUUUCUACACAUAUGGGAAGAAAUGAUUAGUAUUCUGGUAUUUAUUUCCCUUUUACUCUCAACUCGUAAAUUGAGGGGUUUUGGGAAAGCCAAAAAAGGGCUGAAGCACAAAACAGAGGAGUUUUGCUCAUGUUUUUAGUUUGUCGAAAACGUCCUGUACAUCUGGGAUAUAAGAUAUUACUUUUUUCGUAAAUUUUGACAGUAAUUUUUUUACUAGACCUUAUAAGGGCAAUAUUGAAAAUGUGAUUUUUCUUUCUACAGUCAGUUUUUUUCAGUCAGUGUAUUUUUUAUUUUGGUAACAGUAUCUUUGAUAUCGUAUACGGGUAUUCGAGUGAUUGAUACAGUGGGGGACCUGAUCCAGCGGCAAAAAACGUACUAUUUUGCAUCCGGGAAGCAUCAAAAAUGUGGCAAAAUACUUCCCUCUCCAAAUGAAUAAACUUCGUUUUGAAGUGCGCGCCCUUUUCCUCAUAAAAAGAGCGGGCGUGUUUUUGAAAUCUAAGUUUCUUCACUUGGAGAUGGAGGCAUUUUGCCACAUUUUUUUUUGAUACUUCGUGGAUGCAAAAUGGUACGUUUUUUGCCACUGGAUCAGGUCCCUAGCUGUGAUUGUGAUCCUUUUUUGAGGGGGUACAUAAAAUUAAGAGGGUCAGCCAGACAAAAAAAACAGUUUUCCAUUACAGCGGAACUUCUGCACAACAAACUCCCGCACGACAAAACCCCGCUAUAACAAACAAUUUUGAGAGGCUCUAGGAGUGCAUUUUAGGCCAAAAUGAAACUCCGUAAAACAAAGCCCUUUUUUAACCCAUAAAUUUUUAGACCUCUGGCGAUUCGUUGUACGGAGGUUCGAGUAUGCAGUUAUGCCAAAAAUCAUAUAAAACAAAAAUUUUUAGUACUACAGGGUGUUUCAAGAAAUUUGGAACAAAUGAUUUGCUUAUAUCUUUGUGUUCUUUGCAGCUAUCAACGAAUUUCUUUUUGCUUCUAAAAAUUGACAGCGUGCGUUUUUAGAAUCUCUAAAAAAUUUUUUUUUCGUCGGCGGAGGGCCCAUUUCUCGGCGGAGAAAAUUAGGGCCUUUUUUAAAAAUCACAGCGUAUUACGUGGCGGAAACGCCGUUGCAACGGCUGAAAUCAAGCUUACGUUACACCUCCGUCGAUUUUACGGUAUGCAUUUUUUUGUUUUCGAUUUUACGCGCACCGCGAAGGCGCGGCGGAGACUUCAGAUUUCGGCGGACGUUGUUUUGGGCCUUCGGCUGUUGCAAUUCAUGUUGGAAAAGAGGUCGGGGUGAUUUUUUGUUGUCAUCCGAUGCACAGAUGGCAAAAAUUUCGUGCUUUUUUUCCCCGGCGGAGGAUUCGGCGGAGGCUUUAUCAAAGGGUCAAAGCAGUCUUACGAGUCCGGGAAAAAUCUCAGCUACAAGAAUCCAUCAGAGCAGCAUUGUCUUUCAAAGAUUUUUGAUUUUUUUGGUCCGGCGGACAAAUCGGCGGAGUUUUGUUUUUACCCUUUGAUAAAGCCUCCGCCGACUCCUCCGCCGGGGAUAAAAAGCACGAAAUUUUUACCAUCUGUGCAUCGGAUGACAACAAAAAAUCACCCCAACCUCUUUUCCAACAUGAAUUGCAAAAGCCAAAGGCCCAAAACAACGUCCACCGAAACCUGAGGUCUCCGCCGCGCAUCCGCGGAAGUGCGUAAAAUGGAAAACGCAAAAAAAGCAUACCGUAAAAUCGAUGGAGGUAUUACGUAAACUUGAUUUCAGCCGUUGCAACGGCGUUUCCGUCACGUAAUACGCUGUGAUUUUUAAAAAAGGCCCUAAUUUUCUCCGCCGAGAAAUGGGCCCUCCGCCGACGAAAAAAAAUUUUUGUUGAGAUUCUAAAAACGCACGCUGUCAAUUUUUAGAAGCAAAAAGAAAUUCGUUGAUAGCUGCAAAGAACACAAAGAUAUAAGCAAAUUAUUUGUUCCAAAUUUCUUGAAACACCCUGUAUUAUAUUUUUUAAAUCCCUGUGUCUGUAUCAAAAUGCUACCUACAAACCUCAAAUAAUAUACCCUACAAAAACCUAGUCCUAAUCCUCGCCAAAUUUGGCCCAAAUUCCAGCUUCAACUUUGGGACUCCUCUCCCAAUGAACUGGAUGGGAAAUAACCCUGCGUCUACGUGCACUCCCAUUUUCACAUGACGAUUUCGUGCGAUAACUUUACCUGUUUGGUCAUCGACUCGCUUUUCAAGAAUCUCUCCCAUUGUUUUUGCGACAAAUUUUUUGAGAAAGUCGGAAAUAAAAAUCAUCGUUCACUUAUGUCUUCUCUGCUCUGUGGUUUUUAAAGAUUGUGACGGAAAUGAUCUUUCACCGAGCAGCGCACAAAAAAGAUAUAGAAAUCUUUCGCCUCGGUGGUAAUUUUUUGAUACCUCAGUUGUAAUUGUAAGGCAUCAGCUAAAAAUUUCAGUUAUUGAAAAAAUUUACCCCAUACGGCGAUUUUGGAAAAAAAAAUUAUUCAAAUUGCAGAAAUAUGACCAAAAAAAGGGUUUUUCUCUAACCGCUCUCGGAAUUUCUGGUGCUCUCUCGUCAACAAACAUAGUCGAAUAACUCGGCGGGACAAAGCGCAAGCUAAAACUUUUAAGAUUUUUAUGCAGUCUAGGUCAACUUUUUUUUUCAAAUUUCAAGAAAAUCUGAGCUUUGCAACGAUGACAUUCAUUAGAGCACCCAUCAAAAAAACAGUCAAGCUUUUCAUUUCCCGACACUUUAAUUUUUUUGCAGCAAAUUCAACGGACUCGUAGCGCCCUCAACAACAGAAUUAGCGACCGUUCCUCGACCCAAAAACCGGGUUCCCUCUCUUCUUCUUGGGUAAUCGAAUAAACUCGAAUUAAAAGGCCCCUCUUCAGGAUGGCGGAAAAAAAGGUUAACCGGACGAUAUUACCCUCUCGAUUGUAAUGGUAGAACAACCGGUAUUCGGAAAAGGUCAAGAGCCCCAUUCUGUCUGUCUGCAACAGUUCUUCGAAAGUAAUUUGUAAAAGACUCUAGGAAAAAUGAAUUUUUAAUAGUCAAAGAUUCAUUUGUCAUCAAUUGCAGGUGAAUUCUAGAGAAUUGGAACUAAAAUGCAGAGCUCAGAUUUGCCUUAAAUUUGGCAAAACUGCUUUGCAUUAGACGUAAAUCAUUUUCCGAACAUUUUAGCUUGCGAUUUUUAGGCCGGUUAUACUGCCAGUGUUUUAAAAAUAGGGGCUAUGAAGCAGGCGUUGAAAACGACGAAGUAGGAAGGACAGAAAAAAUUGUUAUUCAUCCAUAACCUUGAAAAUUUAACUUGGAAGAACUAGGUUUACUCUGGUGAAAUGCGCAAGUAUAAAUAUUGCACAUCACACUUAUACAGUGACGGACCUGAUCCAGUGGCAAAAAACGUAUCAUUUUGCAUCCCGGAAGUAUCAAAAAAUGUGGCAAAAUACCUCCCUCUCCAAGUGAAAAAUUCCGAUUUCAAAAGAGCGUUUUGUGAGGGAAAGGUCGGGCUUUUCAAAACGGAGUUUUUUAGUUGGAGAUGGAGGCAUUUUGCCACAUUUUUUUACCUCCCGGAUGCAAUAUGAUACGUUCUUGCCACUGGAUCAGGUCCGUCACUGUAACAGAAAGCCGAUUUCACCCCUCAAGACCAAAUUUUUUGGUUUUUCAGCUUAAAAUCACGAUGACUUCGGCAAAAAACACGUAAAUAUCGCUGACACAGUCAAACUCUUCCCCUCUAUUUUUCUUUGAUUCUCUCUUCUCACUGUUAUAAAAGAAUCAAAUUCCCUCCGUUACUGUCUCCAUUGCGCAACAAUCAGAAUAAAAAACAGAAAGGGAAAAAUAAUAUUUUCGGUGACAAAAAAGCGGCAAAACCGGAUGAAAAUCGCAUAAAACGAUUAGAGGCGCUCCCCUCAACCUCAUUGUUGUUGCCUUUUCAGCAUCGACGUCGCUGCGUUUCCCGGCCGACACUGACGCCGACGACAAAUCCGAGGAGUCCAUGUGGCCAUAUCCGACCUACAAGCCGAUCAGCUGGGACAAGUAUUACGCUCAUGACAUCCAUGACAGUAAGUCGGUGGCCAUUUUAUGGGGGAAAUUUGGGGCCUCAUUUGCCUCAAAUUUUCUCCAAGUCAUGUGAAUUUAUUGCUUUCUAAACCGUCAGCGAUUUUAUGGUGUGAUUUGUAAGCAAACCCGAGAUAUUUAGCCAUCUCUUUUCGAGAGAUUAUGCAAAAUCAGGAGGACGGUCAGAGAGGAAAACGCUUCUUGGCCGUAUCUCUGCCAAUUUCGCGGGGAAAAAAUUCAUUUUUUAUAAAAGUGUUGACCUCUCCUGUGUAAAUAGCCUGAAUUGAUAAGCUAUCACAAAGUUUUACAUUUUGGCCAACGUUCGCACAAAAAAAAUCGGUGCGGACCGCGACAAACGUCCAGGCACUUUAUGGAAAUACUAAUAGUGAAAGUGCUCAAAGCAUGAUCAGAGUUUGAUGAAAUUUGGCAAAAUUUAGAUUUAUUUUUUCUAUGAUUAUGCAAGAUUCCAAGCUCAUGGUUUGCAGAAACAAUUGAGAUUUUUUUGUGCGAACGUUGGCCAAAAUGUGAAACUUUGUGAUAGCUUAUCAAUUCAGGCUUAUUUCUACCGUGGAGGUCAAUAUUUUUAUAAAAAAUGAAUUAUUUCCCCGCGAAAUUGGCAGAAAUACGGUCAAAAAGCGUUUUCCUCUCUGGCCGUUCUCCUGAUUUCGCAUACUCUCUCGAAAAAAGAUGGCUAAAUAUCGCAGUUUUGCUUACAAACCGUACCAUAAAAUCGCUGACGAUUUAGAAAGCAAUGAAUUCACAUGACCUGGAGAAAAUUUGAGGCAGAUGGAAACAAUUGAGAUUUUUUUGCUGGCCAAAAUGUGAAACUUUUUGAUAGCUUAUAAAUUAAGUCUAUUUCGAGCACUUCCCUUUUUAUCACACGAAUAUAUUGCUCAUUUCAGAGCACCUCUCACUGACCAGCGGACUGGCGGCUGGCAUUACCAUCGGCGUUUUCUUCGCCGUCUUUCUGCUAACUUUUGGCUGUCGUUUGUACAGUCAACGACAUGAGUCCAGAGCAUGCUCACCAGCAUCAGCUCCAGGUAUUUUGACAUCAAAAUACAUAUGAAUUUAACGAUAUAUUCCAGAUCCCUACCCUGGCCGGCGUUUAUCAGUUUCCGAUUUAAUGCAAUGUGCGCCGGAUCCGCCGCCUCCGUACGAGGUGGCGAUUCGUAUGCCGCAUCAAGGCCGUCCUCCGCCCUUCACAGAGCAGCCGAUUCAGCAUACGGCAGCGUCCGGAACGAUGACGUCACCGCCAGUUUCUAGUCAAGAAACGCAAUAA